Penicillium cinerascens is the source of this 2513-nucleotide messenger RNA. Its product is annotated as SPX domain protein. The transcript is spliced from 2 exons. Bases 1 to 2388 code for a protein of 795 amino acids. Lineage: Eukaryota; Fungi; Ascomycota; Eurotiomycetes; Eurotiales; Aspergillaceae. The record is from RefSeq and is a predicted model, not a curated record. Gene Ontology annotation, cellular component: vacuolar transporter chaperone complex; fungal-type vacuole membrane.
AUGCGUUUCGGGAAGACGCUUCGGCACGCCGUGUACGCUCCCUGGAAGGGCAAGUACAUCGACUACGGCAAGCUCAAGACCCUUCUGCGAGAGGAUGAUUUCAACGGCGAGGACGCCAGUGACUCCGACGACAGUCCAUGGACCGAGCAGGAUGAGGAGGCCUUUGUCCAGGAAUUGCUGAAUGUGCAGCUGGAUAAGGUCAAUUCCUUCCAGGCCCAGACCUCCCAGCAACUCCGGGAGCGCACUUCCGCCUGUGAAGCCAAGCUGCGCCCGUUGGCCCCGACCGCCGAGCAGGAAGGCCAGGCCCCGGAGGGCCAGGAGAGACGCACCAUUGCCUCCGAGGUCCUGCAGGAGCUCGACAGUAUUACGAAGGAAGUCAGUGAGCUGGAAAAGUACAGCCGCAUCAACUUUACCGGUUUCUUGAAGGCCGCCAAGAAGCAUGACCGUAAGCGCGGCGCCCGGUACAAGGUGAAGCCGUUGCUGCAGGUCCGCCUGUCCCAAUUGCCAUUCAACUCGGAGGACUAUUCGCCUCUGGUCCACCGCUUGUCGGUGAUGUACGCCUUUGUGCGCGAAGCUCUGAGCCAGAAUGUCGCGCAGUCCAAGGAAUCCGACCGCCUCCAUGGACGUGACGUCUACUCCUCUUACAAGUUCUGGGUCCACUCGGACAAUGUACUGGAGGUCAAGACUUUUAUUCUCCGUCGCCUCCCUGUGCUCAUCUACAACCCCACCACGUCUAAGAACAUGGAUACCAUGACUGAGGACCCCACCAUCACCUCCCUUUACUUCGACAACCCUCGUUUCGAACUGUACAACCAAAAGGUUGACCGUGCCACCGAAGCUGGAUCCCUUAGGUUGCGCUGGACCGGGCAGCUGCAGGACAAGCCGCCUAUUUUCCUGGAGAAGAAGAUCAUCGGCGAGGACGACAGCAGUCACGUGGUCAAGGUGCAGCUGAAGGAGAAGCACGUUAAGGAGUUCCUGGAUGGCGAAUACCAUCUGGACAAGAAGGUUCAUCGCAUGGAAGACAGGAACAACGGUGAAUCGGCCGAGGCCGAGAACCUCAAGAAAGAUGUGGAGGAGCUCCAGUCCUUCAUCAAGGAGAAUGACCUGCAGCCUAUGCUCCGCGCCAACUACACCCGCACCGCUUUCCAGAUCCCAGGCGAUGAUCGCAUUCGCAUUUCUCUUGAUACCAACCUUGCUCUUAUUCGUGAGGAUACCCUUGACAGUGAGCGUCCCUGCCGCGACCCCUCCGAGUGGCACCGCACCGACCUGGACAAUGCCGCCAUGACAUAUCCCUACAACGACAUCCGCACCGGCGAGAUCUCUCGCUUCCCACAUGCUCUGCUGGAGAUUAAGCUGCGCGGCAAGGCCCAUGAUGCCGAGUGGGUGAAUGAACUCAUGGCCUCCCACUUGGUCAAGGAGGCACCGCGCUUCUCCAAAUUCGUGCACGGUGUCGCCCAGCUGUUCGAGGAUUAUGUCAACAGUUUCCCCUUCUGGCUCGGCGAGCUGGAGAAUGACAUUCGCCGGGACCCUGAAACUGCCUUCCACGAGGAGCAAGAGCGAUUGGCGAAGCGUGCAGAGGAGGAUAUUGCUGUUGGCAGCUUCCUGGGUGGCACGGGCAGCCCAAACACGCAUCCCUUGAUCGGUUCCCCUCUCAGCAGAUGGAAUGUCUUCCAAGGAGAUUUUGCUCGUGGCAACAUUCGCAGACCGUCUGCUGUCAGCGAAGUGCACGCAAACCCUCGUAUCCUGUCUUUUGAGCCGCAGCGCCGCGACAUGGAACCUCCAGCCGGACCCGCGGAAGAUACCGAGACCCCGGAACCGGCAUCGUCUCGCAUCACCUCUAUGCUGCAAUCUGUGGGUAUCAAGCCGAAAUGGAUGGACCAGGAGACCGUCUCCCUGCCACCCGGUGUGCGGCACCCGGGAAUCUGGAUCAAGGAUACCGGCCCUGUGCGCGUGGAGAGCAAGGUCUGGCUCGCCAACCAGCGUACAUUCAUCAAGUGGUUACACAUCAGUAUCCUACUCUCGAGUCUUUCUCUGGGUCUUUACAACGCUGCCGGCAAGCACAACCGUGUGGCCCAGGCGCUCGCCGUCAUCUACACAUUCUUCGCUCUUUUCUCUGCCGCCUGGGGCUGGUACAUGUACGAGAAGCGCGCUCGCCUUAUCCGCCAGCGCAGCGGAAAGGACUUGGACAACAUGGUUGGUCCUCUCGUCGUGUGCAUUGGCCUGGCUGUUGCUCUGGUCCUCAACUUUGCCUUUAAGUACAGCACCAUGCUCGAGCAGUUUCGGGGCAACCAGCCUGGAGCCCACCAACCCGGAGCCCCCGUCCACUCCAACUCCACUGUGUUGAACGCCGCCUCGUGGCAGUCAAUUAACGGCCAGCAAGUUCUGUAAAACGGAUAUCAUGGGCAGGUUCCCUCACGGAGGUCUUGGUAUCACCCUUUGUCUAUGGUUGCCACUGUAAGAAGGCGUCCGGUCGCGACAUAGUUGUUGCGGCUUCCGUUUCUUUGCAUUUGUGG